UCCUUAGCACAUAGAAUAGGAUAAAAACCAUCCGCAUCGAAGCCAGUUGGCAGCAAAGGUAAAGAAUACACGGCGGAGACGCGCUUAUAGAUCCCCAUUUUCGUUCUUUCUUCUCCUACCUCUCUGCAUUUCUCAUUUUUUGAUCUCUCUCUCUCUCUCCCUCUUCGAAAUGGCUAACGAUACGGCCACGACCACCACGAACUCCAGCCUCAACGACUGCAGAGAUCACGACGAAUCGAAUCCUCUCUUGAACAAGAGCCUCCAAGAACACGACAGCAAACCCACAAAGAUUUCCAACACCAAAGUCGCCGCAUCUCCUGUUCAAAAAUCCGCGGCGCUGGAAUUGGGCUUGCCUGAAUAUGGGUGGACAGCUAAUGGGUUGCCGUUGGGUAACGGUGGCGUUGUAGGUGAGCCAAUGGAUCGGGCUCAGUGGAACUCCAGUCUCUUCGCAUGUCUCGCUCGUAAUGAUGAAUUCUGUAGCAGCGAUCUUGAAGUUUGUCUUCUUGGCAGUGUUGCCCCUUGUGUGCUCUAUGGAAGCAAUGCUGAGAGACUUGGAUCUAGUCCUGGAACCUUUGCCAAUCAUUGCUUGCCCUACACUGGUCUAUACUUGAUUGGUAAUGCAUUUUUUGGUUGGAACUGCCUUGCACCAUGGUUCUCAUAUCCUAGCCGUACAGCUAUUCGUCGGAGGUUUAACCUGGAGGGUAGCUGUGAGACACUUAAUAAUUCAUGUGGUUGCUGCGGAAGCUGUGUGGAUGAUGAGCUGCAACGUGAGCAGUGUGAGUCAGCAUGUGAUUUUGCAACCCAUGUAUUCUGCCACCUAUGCGCCCUUUGCCAGGAAGGCCGUGAGAUCCGUCGCAGGGUGCCUCAUCCUGGGUUCAAUGCUCAAUCAGUCCUGGUAAUGAUCCCACCUGGGGAGCAGGCCAUGGCCCGUGAGGCUUGAAGGGACCUGCCUUUGCAUGUUAUAGAUUUUUGUUGAAGUUUGUUUCUUUUACCCUGUUAUGUUGUUUGACUAAAAGAAUGAAGAAUAUGUAAACUGUGAUAUUUGAUGCAAUUUACGUGGAUAUGUUGUUCUC
This is a messenger RNA of Hevea brasiliensis (rubber tree), 1073 nucleotides long. Its product is annotated as cell number regulator 8. The record is from RefSeq and is a predicted model, not a curated record. Lineage: Eukaryota; Viridiplantae; Streptophyta; Magnoliopsida; Malpighiales; Euphorbiaceae. The transcript is spliced from 3 exons. Bases 170 to 940 code for a protein of 256 amino acids.